CUUGUCUUUUCUUUUUUUCUUUUUGUUAGCAAUUUAGCAUUAUCAUUAUUAGUUUAAGUUUUACAUUUUCUUCAGGUAAAUUAUUUUAUUUUCAUUUAUAAAAAGGUCUCAAAACCAUUCGUUUUCGUCUUAGUUUUUGUUUUUGUUUUAGUAUAUGAUAACCCUGAUACCCACACAAAUUAAUAUAAAUAAUUUUUUUUCCACAUUUGUUCCUGUAACCAUGACAUUGCUUUUUGUUCUCUUUUUCUGUUGUCAGGGAGACCCAGGAAAACAGGGGGAUCCUGGCAGAGAUGGUCUGCCAGGACUGAGGGGGCAGCAAGGGCCACCAGGACCAGCUGGCCCACUUGGAACUGCAGGAUUACCAGGAAAAGCUGGAGCAGAUGGGAAGCCUGGAGUUCCUGGGAAAAUGGGAGAGGAUGGCACACCUGGAGAGGAUGGAAGAAAGGGUGACAAAGGAGAAGUUGGAAAUGCAGGAAGAGAUGGACGUGACGGUCUAAAGGGUGAUAGAGGAAUCACAGGCCCUGUAGGUCCAGCUGGCCCUUUAGGUGCCCAAGGUCUUCCUGGUAGCAUCGGACCCCCUGGACAGGUGGUUUAUGCAAAAGGACAGUCUAUCCCAGGGCCACAGGGACUUCCAGGAACCCCAGGAGUGCCUGGGAUCCCAGGAGUUGUAGGAACCAGAGGUGAAAAGGGUGGAGCAGGUGCCAGAGGAGAGACGGGGGAUCCUGGGGAGGAUGGAGCUCCUGGCAAACCAGGAACAUUAGUGGAUGUCAGGAGGGCUUUUUCAGACAUGGGCAUUGAGGUGAACGAACUGAAAGUCCUGAUCAGUAAGAAGGAAGUGAAGCCCAUUGUUGAGAAAGGCCAGACAGGAGCAAAGGGAGAGUCGGGGCAAAGGGGACCAGCAGGACUUGAUGGCGCUCGUGGUCUUCCAGGGGAGCGUGGGGGUAAAGGGGAGAGUGGAGACAAGGGUCCCCCCGGUCCUCAGGGCCCUACCGGCCGUGCCAUUGGAGAACGAGGACCAGAGGGGCCGCCGGGUCAGGCGGGAGAGCCUGGAAAACCAGGAAUCCCAGGCGUGCCAGGACGUGCUGGAGAGCUGGGCGAAGGAGGAAAACCAGGAGAGAGGGGAGAGAAAGGAGGGAAGGGGGACAAAGGUGAUGCUGGACGGGUUGGGUUGACAGGGGCUGUAGGACCCCCAGGACCAAAGGGGGACAGUCAUGAGGCUGUGUCUGGUGUCCCUGGGCCCCGGGGUCUUCCAGGAGUCCAGGGCAUUAAAGGAGAGGCCGGGCCCACAGGACUGCCAGGAACCAAAGGAGACAGGGGUGUCGCUGGUUUUCGGGGUGAGAGAGGAGAGAAAGGUGAACCAGGAGAAAAGGGUCGUGAUGGCUUUGCUGGAACUGCUGGAGAACCAGGAAAACCUGGAUUGGAUGGAAAACCAGGUUUGCCUGGGUACCCAGGCGUGAUAGGCCGACCGGGUAAUCCUGGAGAACCAGGAAUUAGGGGACCAACAGGUCCAAUGGGUGGCAAUGGCCCUCCUGGUCCAUCAGGAGUGAAAGGCAACCAGGGAGAACCAGGUGUCGGCAUUCGAGGACCUCCUGGAGCGCAAGGCAGUAUGGGAUUGCCUGGUCCUUCUGGACCCCCUGGCACUGCAGGGCCUCAAGGGCCAUCAGGUCUACCUGGCCAGGUGGGUGAGAGUGGCAAACCAGGAGUACCAGGAAGAGAUGGCGUAUCAGGAAAAGAGGGAACACCAGGAUUACCAGGGAAACAGGGUAUUCCUGGGCCAGUGGGCCCCUCAGCACUGAAGGGAGAGCAGGGGGACAGUGGCCCCCCAGGGAAGAGUGUAGCUGGUCCUCCCGGACUGAAGGGGGAGAGAGGUCUCCCAGGUCAAACUCUACCAGGCACUGUGGGUGAGAGUGGACAACCUGGACUGAAGGGCGAGAGGGGAGACAAAGGUCCUGCUGGAAUCAAAGGAGAAAAGGGUGUGCCUGGAGAUGAUGGAACACCGGGUGAAGACGGGUUUGCUGGACCAGCCGGGCCUAAAGGAGACAAAGGGGAGAGAGGAGUGGGACUCGUGGGGCCUCCAGGGCGACUAGGACCUGCAGGGCUGAAGGGAGACACUGGCCUCCCCGGGUCCCCGGGCCCCCCAGGGCCUCAGGGUGCAGGAGGAAUCUCAGGUCAGCCAGGCCAAAGAGGGGAGACGGGGCUGCCAGGGCCCCCCGGACCUUCAGGAGAGAGGGGUCUCCAGGGCUUUGUAGGGAGAGUGGGCAACCCAGGGGCACCAGGACCUGCAGGACCUCCUGGCCCUGCAGGUGCACCUGGCACAAAUGGUCUCAAAGGUGACAAGGGCGAGUCUGGAGUGGGAGCCCCAGGAGGCAGAGGAGAGAGGGGUGACCCCGGACCUCGGGGAGAGGAAGGCCGUGCUGGACUGGAUGGAGAGCGAGGCCUUUUGGGCCCUCCCGGUAGCAGAGGGGACAGAGGAGAGAAAGGUGAUGGCGGCCUUCAAGGAGACAAAGGAGAAAAGGGUGAAACUCUGCUUGUGGGUGGUGAACAAGGGGAAAAAGGGAUCAAAGGUGAAAGGGGUGACCGGGGGCCCAAAGGGGUGCAGGGAGACAAAGGCCUGAAAGGAGAAGAGGGACCUCCAGGACAACAGGGCAUACAGGGAGAAGCAGGGACCAGAGGAUCCACCGGAUUCCCUGGAGCUCGAGGACCUGGUGGACAGAAGGGUGAAGCUGGAAUGCCAGGACUGGCAGGCGAAUCGGGCUCUCCAGGGAAAGAUGGCCUAUAUGGACUAAGUGGAGAAAAGGGAGAUUUUGGCUUUCCAGGGCCUCGGGGUGGCAAGGGGGACCGAGGCUCUAAAGGAGCCUGUGGAGCGUCUGGACCCAAAGGAGACAAGGGAGAUGCUGGUCUUCAUGGGCGAGCUGGAAUGCCAGGCCGCAAAGGAGAGCAGGGAGAACUAGGUCCUCCAGGCGUCCCUGGGUCUCAAGGCAAAGAGGGAAUUAUCGGUGUAAAGGGUGACAGAGGAUUUGAUGGCCUCCUUGGACCAAGAGGAGGUCAUGGGGAAAAGGGUGAGAGGGGGCCUCCCGGUAUCCCUGGGCCCCCGGGGCUAAGAGGAGUCGAUGGGGUGUCAGGUCUUACCGGCCCACAGGGGCCCGGAGGGGGCCAAGGGCCCGAAGGACUACAAGGACAGAAGGGGGAGCGUGGCCCUCCUGGACCUGCCAUGGUGGGAGCUCGGGGUAUUCCAGGUAUUCCUGGAGAGAGAGGAGAACAGGGAGAACUGGGACUGUCUGGAGACAAAGGAGAUAGAGGCGAUCCAGGCUUAACGGAGGAUGAAAUCCGCACAUAUGUUCGCACUGAGAUGAAUCAGCAUUGUGCUUGUGGAGGUGGGUUGGACUCUAAGCCCCUUGUCCCGGCUCAGUCUUACCGGACCGGCCCCAUGCUGGGCCGCACCCCGACCCGGUUGGGUGACGAGGGCCACGAGCUCCGUGUGGUGAUGAACACUAAUGAUCCAGACUAUCAGCACAUAUACUCAAUAGAGAGCUACGACGACCCACUCGCAGAGGUCGUCCAUCUACCCCCCUCAGCCAAUCAGAGCAAAGGUGAAGUAGUUACCGUUGAUCCCUUGAAAGUUGUGAGACCCAAGAGAGAGGUUGAAGACCCCUGCUUGCUCCCUCUGGAUGAGGGGAGUUGUUCCCGCUUCACGCUGCGCUGGUACUUUAACUCUGCUGUCCGUGCCUGCCGGCCUUUCGUGUACAGCGGCUGUGGGGGCAAUGCCAACAGCUUUACACACUUGGAGGAGUGUGAGGAGCAGUGUCUCUUAUGAGGGGUUGAACCAUCUGGCUGAUAAUUGGUUGCUUGAACAUUAAAUACUUCUUUCAUGGUGCUACAGUCUGAAGGAGCUCCACAUCAGAACCUUCCUCAAGUUCUAAUUUCCUUAUUUAUUUGAUGUCCUUUUGUUUUCGCAAAUAGACCAUAAAUAUACCAUACCAUAUACCAUAUAAACACAUAGAAACACAGGUGUGGAAGAUCCCCAAAUAUAAGUUUGUGACUUGCAAACUGUAAAACUAAACUGCCAAAUAUUUGUUCUGAUGGUGUAAGUAAUGUUGGUCAUUGUCUGUCUUCAAACCUCUGUAGAAAAGGGGACCAAUCUAAUCUGAUCACUGUGUUGAAAGAUGAAACAGAAAAUCGCGGCAAGGUGUUUUGUGCAUAGAAAGGAUUUGUAGUGUACAUAGUCAUCAACAGAGGAUAGGCCUCAUGAGACUCCAAAAGUGCAUGUUGACAUUUUUUUUUAAGUAAAACAGUGCUAUUUUUCAGAUGUAAUUUUUUUGCAUUGAUAUGUGUCAUGUAAUAAUUAUAUGUGGUCCAAUUUCAAAGUUUUCACUGGUACAGAAUAACGUUGGAGGGUGUAGUGUGUGACGGUCCAGUUAGCUUCAUAAUCAGAUCCUCUUAAACAUGUUCCAGGGCCUCCCCUCCCCUGACAUAUCCUUUAUCUACCCCUGCCCCAAGCGUGCCUACUUACAAUACACUAAAAGUCAAUAUAUUGUUUUUCGUGAACGCUUUUCACCUGAAAAGAGGGAUCCAACACUGCGAGAAAAGAUAAACUGCAAGACAGUUGUCAUUAAGUGUACAGAAUAAAGUCUGUGUAUAGUCAGUGCCACCAGUGUAAAUUGAAUCCCACACUGAUGAGCUCAGUCAGGUUUGCUGUGCAGGACCGGACGAGAGAUGGUGCAGAGCAGGCCCAGGAACAGUAGGGACAAUCCCUACUCUCAAACAAACAGUAGCACUUAAUUUGAAGGGCACCUAUAUAGCUAUUUCCACACAUUCAUAACCACUUACUCAGUUUUAAAAACAAUCGUUGAACAUUUAUGAACUUGUACCAGUAUUCACAAAAGGUGUACAACAGAGUAGACUGUUGACACAAGGAAAUACGCGAAAGCAAGAGCCACUCAUGUUACGUCAUCACACCACACUUAUUUUACCCAUGACACGGCGCCCCCUUAUGGCAGUACAGUGUCAUUUAUUUUAUGGCAGAUCUUGUGUCAUCUUCCAGGUACUGACAUAAGCUCUUUGUGAAAUACAUUAUGAGCGGCACUGCUUUGUAAGUGGUUGACCGGGCUUGAUUCUCGAUUGCUGCAUGGAUAAAAGUGUCUGCUAAAUGCCUGGCCUUCAUCUUCAUUGCUUAUGAAUGUGAUGUAAAAUCAUGAUGUAGGUACCUUUCAACUAAAGUGUUAUAACAAACAAUAAUAUACGUAUGAAUGGCACAGCAAAAAUGUCUUCUACUUCUACUGAAAAGGCUUUCUGUCUCCACUGCAUCAGAGUUUAAUCAGUGUGCAUUUCUCUCACAGACAUACACAGGUAUACAAGGUUGUGUGGCUGAAAAUGUUUAAAUGAAUGAAGCAGGGUGCUGAUAUUCUUAAUUGGUAAAAUUCACUGGAUACAUACAAAUUAUUUUUUUAUUUUUAGAUAUAUUUUUUACAUUUUUGUUGUAUGUAUUAAUGUCCUGUGAAUAUGAAUAAAUCCUCUGAGAUUUACACUGAUGUCACCUCCAUUUCCUUCUAAUCCUAAUCCUGAUUAUUGAUAAUCAUUGUUAGUGAUCAACAAACAUUCUAUAGAUGUUUGCCUAAACUGCUAUUUUCUGUGUCUAGUGAGUUAUAUAAACAACAUAUUAUUGCUAGGGUAAUUUAGGUAGUUGCUAGGGCGUUGCUAGGUAAUCAUAUUGGUUGCUAUGGUGGUUGCUAGGUUGUCAUUAUAGUAGUGGUUGCUAGGGUCAUUGAGGUGGUUGCUAGGGUAGUCAUGGUGGUUGUUAUGGUAAUUGAAGUGGUUGCUAUGCUGGUUGCCAGGGCGUUGCUAGGUAGUCAUAGUGGUUGCUAUGGUGGUUGCUAGGUUGUCAUUUUAGUAGUGGUUGCUAGGUUUUUGCUAGAGUAAUUGAGGUGGUUUGAACAAAGUUUCUACGUAAAGACAAUAAUAAUAAGUAUAAGAAGCCACCGGAUAACA
Messenger RNA from Clupea harengus (Atlantic herring), 5985 nucleotides. It is a transcript of the gene col7a1, whose product is annotated as collagen, type VII, alpha 1. The coding region runs from base 155 to 3814 and encodes 1219 amino acids. The record is from RefSeq and is a predicted model, not a curated record. Gene Ontology annotation, molecular function: protein binding. Lineage: Eukaryota; Metazoa; Chordata; Actinopteri; Clupeiformes; Clupeidae. The transcript is spliced from 58 exons. Gene Ontology annotation, cellular component: extracellular matrix.